AUGCCUCGCCGCCAGCGGGCGGCGAUGUCGUCGGAAUCGGAUGAUGCUAGUGCGCCGGAGUGGGGAUCGGAGGAUGAGGAUGACGAUGACGAGAUAGCUGCACAGGGGGCAGCCGCAGCGACUUUGGCGGCGGGGUUACCGAUCAAGCUCGUGAUCGACACCAAGACUCAGAAGGUGCGGUUCGCCGAGGCCGGAAGCGACGUCGUGGAGUUCCUCACCGGCCUCCUGUCCCUGCCGCUGGGCACCGUCGUCGACCUGCUGACCAAGGAGCGCAUGGUCGGCAGCAUCGGCAACGUCCUCGGCAGCGUGGAGAAGAUGGACGCCGGCUACAAGGGCAAGGAGCGGCGCCUCAGCCCGGCCGUCACCCCCGCCGCGCUCUCCCGCCUGCAGCAGCUGCUGAGCGCGCACCUCAUCAACGGCCGAACCUGCUGCCAUUGCACCAGUUCCACGUACAAUGCUGCCGCCGCGGGAACAUCCACGACGCCGUCGCUACCCACGGCCACGUACACUGUCGGGGACGACCUCUCGGUGACUCCGGCUUCUUUUUUCACGACCAUGUCGCUUCUGGGCAUCGCGCAGUUCGCACAAUUUGGUGGCGAGGACCUCAGCACGCUGCAGGAGAAAACCGUGAAGAUCGGCAAGGAAGAGGCGCUGAGGAUACUCGCUGCUUCCCUCCAGUCCAAGACCGUGCUGACGGAUGUCUUCCUCAAGAGUCAAGAGUGA
This is a messenger RNA of Triticum turgidum subsp. durum (durum wheat), 723 nucleotides long. The record is from the annotation of a GenBank genome assembly. Lineage: Eukaryota; Viridiplantae; Streptophyta; Magnoliopsida; Poales; Poaceae.